ACCGGUGUGACACAAUGGUGGAUACGUGACAACAUAAAGAAUAAUUACAAAAGGAAUCAACGUUUAUUACCAAUGGCGAAAAAAUAAAACAUAAGAAACAAUCAAAAUUUAAUAAAUCAGUCAACCAAUCAAAAUAGAAAUAUCGACACGAUACGGAAGAUUGAACUAUUGAAACCAGACUAGCUUGUGUAAAUUUAAACCCUUAUGUACUAUUGGGUGUUUAAGUAGAACGUACACUUGAUAAAGCGAAAUCAACAGUGUCAAUUUAAAGUAUGUCGGAAAAUGAGAUCACUUCUAUACGAAGCCGGACAAGAUGGUACGUGAACUUUGCAGACUUUGCAAACAUGGCGAAGGCAUUUAUUGGGACAAAUUACCUCAGUGUUGGGUUUGCCUUUGCACAGAGUGGAUUGCUCCUCGGAGUCGGUGGAUUGUUGCUCAUCGCGGUUCUAACGGAUCACUGUUGCCUGCUUAUUGUAAAAACUAAAAAUCACGCAAUAAACCGGAUAAUAGCAAAGUACAAGAAAGAUUCGAGCGAUCAAAGCAAGGGCUGUAACACCUUUAACCGGACAAAUCGAGGUUCGGUAAAUGACGAUUAUAUCCAAUCAGAAUCUGAUUAUUCGGCUCAUUUUGGCGCCAAUGAUCUGGAGCGAAGAAAUGUCAACAAGUCAGACCACACUGUCAUGCAAGAACAGAUAAGCCGUUCCAUGAGUUACGGCGACGUUGGAUAUUAUUGUUAUGGAACGUUCGGCCUCGGAAUAGUGAACUUUUUCAUAGCGCUCACGCAGUACGGAUUUUGUACGGGCUAUUUCAUUUUUAUCGGAAAUACUAUUCAUUCCUUGUUCCCAUAUAACAAGUGCGCCACAGACUCGUUGAGUCUCGCACAGACAUGUACCAAGGAUUACAGCAUUGACAUAUCGAACAUUGCCAACAUUAGCAACGGAACAAACUCCACUGGCAUCACGAUAAACUAUAUAGAUUUUUCGCCCGAUUUGAGACUACUUGUGAUAAGUCCUAUUCUGAUAUUUAUCCUAUUUGCACUGAUCCGAAAUGUACGAUACUUCGGAGCGAUCAGUGUAAUAGCAAAUGUGUGCAUAUUGUUUGGAAUAGUCUCCGUGUUUGGAUACCUGGUCCUUUUCAUAACAAAAAAUGGAUUAACAGACAAAUUCGAGUACUAUAACUUGCAGCAUUUUGCAAUAUUCUUUGGAAUGAUAACAGGGGCUUUCGAAGGCAUCGGGUUGGUGAUUCCAAUCGAGUCGAGUAUGGUGGGUAAUCGUCACCUUUUUACCUGGUUCCUGCAUGGCGCCAUAUUUGCUCUCGGCCUCGUUCUGGGGACACUAGGAAUUCUGGGAUACCUCGCCUUUGGCAAUAAUAUCCAGCAGAUGCUUAACAAGAACUUACCAUCGGGACAGUUCUUGGCAUUGUUCGUCAACGUAGGGAUAUGCGUCGGCGUUAUUUUGACAUUCCCACUUCAGAUAUUUCCUGUGAUAGAAAUAAUUGAAAAUUACAUUUUCUCAGAAGGUCGUUUAUGCGGGCCGAGCAAGCAGCAAUCAACGAGUGAACACGAGGCUUUGAUAUCAGAAGAUGUCUCCGACUCCAGAAACAGCGUGACGGGUCAGCAUGUAUCUAUGGCUGUACCCGAUAGUAUUCCGUCAUGGAAGCGGAACAUAGUUCGGAUUUUAAUCGUGAUGACUGCGGGCGGACUUGCCGUGCUUCUCAGGAAUAGCUUUGCAUAUGUUGGGGGAUUUGUUGGUGCCGUGGGAAGUACAGCUCUAGCGUUUAUACUUCCAUGUCUGUUCCACUUGAAGGUCUGCUGGAACGAUAUCGGUGUCCUUAUCAAGGUCAAGGACAUUGUUAUCAUCGUGUUUGGUGUCUUCGCAGGCGUUGUCAGCCUAAUCUCUGUUGUUCAGAGCAUGGCCACCAGUCACGGAUAAGACUGAAUUAACCACUUCCGAUUUGUCCACCAGUCACCGGUUAAUUUAUCAGGAGUAAAUGAAAGCACAUUGUCAAAUUAAGAUUUUUCAAUAUUUUUCAAACUUAUGCACAAUAUGAAUUCGACAAAUAGACAGGCAAAAUAGACACUGUUUUUUGCAACGGGGUCAAAACACAAGUUAUAUACACAUCAUAUGUGAUUUCUUAUUAUUUAUGGGAUAUAUGCAUUUUCUGUACUGUGUGAUAUUAUAAAGCACUCAUUAUUUA
Dreissena polymorpha is the source of this 2196-nucleotide messenger RNA. RefSeq lists its product as uncharacterized. Gene Ontology annotation, molecular function: amino acid transmembrane transporter activity. Gene Ontology annotation, biological process: amino acid transmembrane transport. The record is from RefSeq and is a predicted model, not a curated record. The transcript is spliced from 8 exons. NCBI's taxonomy places the organism in Eukaryota, Metazoa, Mollusca, Bivalvia, Myida, Dreissenidae. Gene Ontology annotation, cellular component: vacuolar membrane. Bases 273 to 1931 code for a protein of 552 amino acids.